Messenger RNA from Schizophyllum commune H4-8, 678 nucleotides. RefSeq names its product TPR-like protein. The record is from RefSeq and is a predicted model, not a curated record. Gene Ontology annotation, molecular function: protein binding. Bases 1 to 678 code for a protein of 225 amino acids. Lineage: Eukaryota; Fungi; Basidiomycota; Agaricomycetes; Agaricales; Schizophyllaceae. The transcript has 4 exons.
AUGGCAUCGAAGGCGCAAGCAGCGAAGGAGAAGGGGAAUACGGCAUUCAAAUCAGGCGACUAUGUCGCGGCGGUGGGCCAUUACACCGAGGCUAUACUUGCAGACAAGCACGAUCCGACUUUCUUCCUGAACCGCGCGGCUGCAUAUCUCAAGCUAGGCAAACUAGAAGAUGCAGAGAGGGACUGUACUUCGACGCUGUCGAUCGACCCUCAGAAUGUGAAGGCGCUGUUCCGAAGGGGGCAAGCCAGGCAGGGGAUUGGGAAGCUUGAGGAAGCGAUACAAGGUGCGAUGGCACCUAGCGUGGCGACAAACGCGUAUCUCGCCGCCCCUCCAAAGUCGCUGCACGACUUCACGCGCGCGAUGCAGUUUGCAGGAAACGCAGAGCAGAGGUGGACGUAUCUGACUAAAUACGUCGACCCAUCCACCUUACCCGCUCUCUUCCAGUCUAAUCUCGAGCCGCCUAUCUUGCUAUCGAUGCUGCAGACCUUCUUGGACGUACUACCCAACAACCCAGAUACGGCACCGAAAGUCCUGUCGUAUCUCAACGGCUUGAGCAAGGUCUCGCGCAUCAACAUGGUGCUGUUGUUCCUCAGCGAGCAGGAAAGGGGCGUCGUGAGGAGGUUGUGCGAUACGUUGGGCGAUGCGGCGAAGGUGAGGCCGUGGAAAUCGGUGUUGUAG